UCCCGCCGUCCCGCCAAAUCUUUUUAAUGUGAUGUGGUGAACUGGUGAUGGAUGGUUGGUGUCUGGUGUUUGCCAAGCCAAGUUGUUGUGUGUAUGAGUGAUGGUGAUGGAAUACCUUGUUGAAACGAACUUUAAUUAACAAUAAAUUGUGUGACAGAGUGUAUCUCUAUCCUAUAAGUAAAACAACAGAAUAACGAGGGUUUAUACGUUCAAACUGUAUACAGAAAAUUUGACAUCCCGUUGUUAAUAGAAAAUGGAUGGUGCAGACUCUGGAGGAAGGUCAAAAAGAUCAAGAGCAAGUAAAGCGGCCGACAAAUUUGAAAAGCUUAAGCAGUUAAAAGGGAGCAAACAUAAAUAUGAGUUGCAAGAAGUUGAAAAUGUUUAUGAGGAGGUUGAUGAAGAAACUUAUGCUGAAAAAGUUCUUGAGAGGAAAGAUGAUGACUGGAUUGUAGAUGAUGAUGGUGCUGGAUAUGUGGAAGAUGGAAGAGAAAUAUUUGAUGACGAUUUGGAUGAUGAGUCAAUAUCUCGCAGCAAAAAAACACAAGGUGAAAGUAGGAAGAGGGGAAGGUCCAAAGUUGAGAGAGCGGAACUUUCAAAACCUGUUGGAGGAAAUAUCAGGACUAUGUUUGCUAAUAUGCCAGCCAAGAGAAGAAAAGAAUGUGCUGUAAAAUUAGAAGAUGAUGACAUCCUUGGAGAUCUGAUUCAAGAACUUGAUUCCAAGAAAGAUUCAACUCCUGGACCAAGGCCUUCUCCUCUUUCAGUGAAGCAGGAGGUUUCAACCAAGGACUACUUGAAGUCGUUCUCCACUGUAGCUCCAAAGCCAAAGCCUGUACGGGUCUCGUCUGGACCCAAAGUAAAACAUCACCUGGGAUAUGUUAAAGAGGGGCUGCCCCAAAAUGGCCACGAAGAUACCCCUCUUAUUGAUGACAAUUUUACUGAGGACCAUGAGCCAAUUGUUAUGGAUGUUGAGCCUUUACUGGAAAUCAAGAAAGAGCCUGAAGACAUUCCUCUAAUCGAGGAUUUGGAUUCCAAUGAUGGAUUUUCUGAUGUGGCUCUUCAGCAGAUGGAUAAGCAAAUUGAAGAGUUUGAGACCCAAGAAUUUGAUCAAAAUGUAGUUGUGAAACAGGAAGUUGAAGAAGACUUCAAAAUACAAGCAAAAGACAUAAGUGUUAAGCUAUCAAAUGGAGCUUUAUGGGAUGAGAUGGAAAGCUCAGUGAAGUGUCCUGAGUCUGCUACUGCUGUCAAUGUAGACCCGAGUCAACUGCCUCUCACAACCAAUGAUAAUGGAGAAAAGGUUUUCCGGUUCUUCUACUGGGAUGCAUAUGAGGACAUAUACAAACAGCCUGGUACAGUGUACUUGUUUGGGAAAGUCCUGAUUCCAACUGCAAAUGUCCAUGUUAGUUGCUGUGUUAUCAUGAAAGAUAUUGAGCGAACUAUUCAGCUGCUGCCGAGAGAACAGUUCAUUGACUUGAAGACUGGAAAGCCAACCGGAAAACUUGUUACCAUAGAAGAUGUCUACAAUGAGUGGAAUGACAAAAUCUCUGUGAAGUAUAAAAUCGACCCGUUCAAAUAUUUGCCCGUUGAAAAACAUUAUGCUUUUGAAUUGGAUGAUAUUCCAACGACCAGCCAAUAUCUUGAAGUAAAAUACUCGCCAACCAUGGCACAGUUACCAAAGGAUCUGACAGGAGAGACGAUUGCUCAUGUAUUUGGCACCAACUCCUCAUUUCUAGAGUUGCUUCUUUUGAAAAGGAAAAUCAAAGGUCCUUGUUGGUUGGACUUGGCAGAACCUACCUUAGCCACCAAUCCUGUCAGCUUUUGCAAAGUAGAGGUUGUAUGCCACGAGUCGUCACAACUGAAUGUGUGUGUGUCGCCUGCUCCACCCCCACCGCUCACAUUAGCCUCUGUCAAUCUCCGUACAGACCUCAACCCUCACUCUCAUCAGCCAGAGAUCAUCAUGGCCUCUGUCACCACUCACCACAACUACUGUAUUGACAAGCAAGUCAAAAUGCCAUUCCAGGAACACUUCUUUGCACUUUCCCGGCCAUCAGGAACUGUUUUCCCCAUUGACCUUAAAGACAAGUUGAAGAAGGACCCUCGUCUCAAAGUAGAGCUUUGUAAUAAUGAGAGAGCUCUCUUGUGUUACCUGUUGGCCAAACUUGGCACAUUAGAUCCCGACCUUGUGGUGGGCCAUGGUCUGUUGUCAGGAGAUUUGGAUGUCUUAAUUCAUCGGCUAGCUCACCUUAAAAUUCCAAACUGGUCGAGGAUUGGACGAUUGAGGCGGGCCAACAUUCCACCUCCUGGAAAGGCGAGAUUCCAGGUUGAGAGAUAUCCCAUGUGUGGACGCUUGGUCUGUGAUGUCAAGGUUUCAGCUAAAGAGUUGAUCCGAGCCCGAAGUUACGACUUGGGAACUCUUUGCCAAUCUGUACUGAAAAUAAAAGAGGAAAGGUUGGAUCUGGCUCCAGAUGAAGUCAAAGGACACUACAGCUCUAGCAAAACCUUGUUGGAGGUUAUUUGGGCCACCAUGAUGGACUCUGUCUACAUUCUCAAACUAAUGUACGAAAUGAAUGUCAUCCCCUUGGCUCUUCAGAUAACUAACAUUGCAGGAAAUGUGAUGUCUCGAACACUCAUGGGAGGCAGAGCUGAAAGGAACGAGUUUCUGUUGCUCCAUGCCUUUACAGAAAAGGAUUAUAUCAUUCCUGAUAAACAGUAUGGCAAAAAGAAUCCUAAGGGAGAUGCACAUGAUGAAGAGACUGUAGUGGAUGCAGAACAGCCAAAAAAAGGUGGUCGCAAGAAACCAUCUUAUGCUGGAGGUUUGGUCCUGGAUCCCAAAGUAGGCUUCUAUGACAAACUGAUAUUGUUGAUGGACUUCAACUCUUUAUAUCCCAGUAUUAUACAUGAAUACAACAUCUGCUUCACCACAGUCAUCAAAGUUGUAACAGAGAGUGAAGAAGGCACAAUGAUAACUGCAGAACCUCCAGAUGCUGAUGAAGAACUUGGAAUCCUCCCAACAGAAAUAAGAAAAUUAGUUGAGAGUCGUAGAGAUGUCAAGAAAAUGAUGAAAGCUCCAGGCUUAUCCCCUGAUCUGAAAAUGCAGUAUGACAUCAGGCAGAUGGCUUUGAAGCUCACAGCCAACAGCAUGUACGGGUGUUUGGGAUUCUCAAAUUCCAGAUUCUAUGCUAAACCCAUUGCCGCUCUCAUCACUGCCAAGGGCAGAGAGAUACUAACCAACACUAGAGAUCUCGUCCAAAAGCUGAGUUAUGACGUGAUAUACGGCGACACUGAUUCCAUCAUGAUUAAUACCAACAUUCUUGAGUAUGACCAGGUGUUCAAAAUCGGUAACAAGAUUAAAGCUGAGGUGAACAAAAUGUACAAACAUGUGGAGCUUGACAUUGACGGAGUGUUCAAGUUCAUGUUGCUUCUGAAGAAGAAGAAAUACGCAGCAGUGUCAGUGACUCGGCUGCCCAGCGGAGAACUGGUGUGUACUGAGGAGAUGAAGGGGUUGGACAUGGUCAGGAGAGACUGGUCUCAGCUUGCAGCCGAGGCGGGCAAGUUUGUGCUGUCUCAGAUACUGUCAGACCAAGAGCCAGACGAGAGGAUACAAAACAUUCACCGUCAGCUGACCAAACUAAAAGAUGAUCUGGAGACAGGCAAGGUGCCUCUAGAACUGAUGACAAUCACCAAACAACUGACCAAGUCCCCUGACCAGUACAGUGACAAAAAGGGUCAGCCUCACGUCCAGGUGGCUCUCAGACUCAACGGUAGAGGAGCGAGACUGAAGGCUGGUGACACUGUUAACUAUGUCAUAUGUGAGGACGGCACUAACAACCCAGCCACUCAGCGAGCAUAUCAUGUAGACGAGCUGAAGAACUCAGAAAGUCUCAAGUUGGACAUUAGGUACUACUUGUCCCAGCAGAUACAGCCUGUCAUCUCUAGACUGAUAGAACCUAUAGAGGGUACAGACAGUGCUCAAGUGGCUGAGUGUCUUGGACUCGACCCUGCACAGUUCAAAGACAAAAUCAAAACUUAUGAAGAAGUUAAGACAGGGGAAAGUAUUAUUUUACAAGACCAAGAACGUUUUAAAAAUUGUGAAAAGUUCAUUUUUAAGUGUGUCAAUCCUGAGUGCUUGUGUGAGAAUGUAAUAGAAGGCCCUGUCAGGAAAACUGAGAGUGGAGAUGUUCUUGUAUUGGAGAGGUGUGUCAACCCAGAUUGUUCUGCUCAACCUACUCAAUAUUUGUCUCAUAUAAAGAACACUCUAACACUUACUAUGCGAGCCUUCAUCACCAAGUACUACCAGGGCUGGCUGAUCUGUGAAGACCCUGCCUGUAGCCAGAGGACCCGUCGGAUCCCACUGAGGUUUGAGAACUACUACCCCGUCUGCUCCCUCUGUGGCAAAAACAACAUGUACCGAGAAUACACAGAGAAGCAGCUGUACACUCAGCUGAGCUACUUGCAGCAUGUGUUUGACAUCUCUAAGCCACCACACAACACACUCAGAGUGAGUGUUGAGACAUUCAACAUGUACGCAACACUCAAGGAACACGUCAGUCGCACACUCAGCAUCAGCGGCUACUCUGUCAUCAAUCUCAGCAAACUCUUCUCUGGACUCUUCCCCAACCCAAUCCAAAUCAAACAAGAACCCGUGCAAGAUUGAGCAAUGUCAAGACAAUGCUAGAUAAAUACUCUUGUAUCAAACUUGAGUCACAGAAUCAGUUGACCUGUUAUAUAUUUUAUUUGUCAAUAGUAAAUAUCAAUCCUUUUGAAGGUUCGUGAAUCUGUUUAAAAAAAAAAACAUGAGAAGCUUGAGAAAAUAUCAAGUUUAUUGUUGGAAACUAAAAUAGUUGUAAAUAUGCUAACAACAUAAAAAAAUGUGUUUGUGCAUAGAAAUUAAAGCAUUACAAUACGUGAUUGGCAGGAGAUAUCAAUAGUGUCAGAAUCUUAAAUUUAUUAAAACACAACAAUGUGCCCUCAACAAAGUAAAGCCAUUCUCUGUAUGUAUGUUUUAGUGAAAGUUGUCGCCUAAAGAAAGUCUUUGUCACUCAAUUUAUUUAAAUUUUAGAUUUUCCCAGGAUUUUUGAAUGUUUUUAAACUAAGUCUUUUUACAGUAUUACUUAUGUGUUGUUUAAAAUUAAGCCUCAAAAAGACAUUUUUAGGGCUAAUUUUUUCAAAAAAUCCUGGGGGAGGACCCCAAGAACCCCCGGUUAGUAGGGCCCCACCAAAGUUUAUUGCCCAGGGUCCCGAAAAGCCUGGAUCUGCCACUGCUUAGGUGUUUGGAUUGAAACAUUUAAUGUAUAAUUAUUUUUAUAUAUCAUACCAAUAAUAAAAGUACCUAAUUAAUAACUAUAAAGUAAGGCAUUGUAUUAUAUUUUCUGUAAAUAGUUUUAAUAAAUUUACAU
Molecule: messenger RNA, 5393 nt
Organism: Macrosteles quadrilineatus (aster leafhopper)
Lineage: Eukaryota; Metazoa; Arthropoda; Insecta; Hemiptera; Cicadellidae
Gene: DNApol-alpha180
Product: DNA polymerase alpha catalytic subunit
Exons: 29
Coding region: 254-4651 (1465 amino acids)
Biological process (GO): mitotic DNA replication initiation; leading strand elongation; DNA replication
Cellular component (GO): alpha DNA polymerase:primase complex
Molecular function (GO): pyrimidine nucleotide binding; single-stranded DNA binding; chromatin binding
Source: RefSeq, a predicted model, not a curated record